AUAAGGUUUCUGUGGUGAGACACCAGAUGCACUCAACUUCCUCUUUCAACAACAAAUGUGCCAGUUAUCAACAGGAUCCGUGCUGCCAGAGUUAGACUUUUUACUCCUAGCUCCCUGCAAAGAAACAAGAGUGCUUGUCCUGGCUGAGCUCAACAUGCCUGAAUGAAGAACACCCUGGUUGUGAAGAUCAGAUUGGCUUGGGCAAUUCAUGUGGGACUUUAGGAGUUAAAAAAAGAAGAAAAAGACAAGCUGAGGCAAAGCAAGUUAAGUUCCCAGAUGGCUUGUAAAAGUUGUCCCCUAGAGUGUGGGAGGAGCCCCUUUCAGCAACCUUCUUUCUCUGUUAAAUUUCUCCUUCUCUUCUCAGGAUGACAGGCCCACUGGCUGGCCCUAUCUUCAAAGAAAAUAGAAUAAGUAAAUUUGAUAGGCAUAUUCACUUAGUGGUGCUAGUAACUAAAUGAUGAGAAGUGAAAAGACAGGGAAAAUUGAGAAAGAAGAUUUGUAGAAUUGGUACCAGGGAAAGAACAGUCACCUUAAUCCCAGAGCUCAAGUUCUACCCUCGUGACUUGCUAAAUUUACAUCUUCAGGGAUCAUAACUCUAUGGCUUACUUUGAAGAAUAUACUGAAACAUUCAAGAUGGGCAACAACAGUACCAGCACCUCUCAGACUGACUGCAGUGUCCCUAAUAUGACAUUUCAGUACUCCCUUUAUGCAACCACCUACAUCCUGAUUUUCAUCCCUGGUCUUCUGGCCAACACCAUGGCCUUGUGGGUUCUAUGUCGCUUCAUCAGCAAGAAAAAUAAAGCCAUCAUUUUCAUGAUCAACCUCUCUGUGGCUGACCUUGCUCAUGUGCUGUCUUUACCCCUCCGGAUUUACUAUUACAUCAACCACCACUGGCCUUUCCAGAGAGCCCUUUGCCUACUGUGCUUUUACCUGAAGUAUCUCAACAUGUAUGCCAGCAUUUGCUUCCUGACAUGCAUCAGCCUUCAGAGGUGCUUCUUUCUCCUCAAGCCCUUCAGGGCCAGAGACUGGAAACGUAGAUAUGAUGUGGCCAUCAGUGCUGCCAUCUGGGUCAUCGUGGGGACUGCCUGUUUGCCAUUUCCCAUCCUGAGAAGCACAGACUUAGCUAACAACACCAAGUCCUGCUUUGCUGAUCUUGGUUACAAGCAAAUGAAUGCAGUGGCUUUGGUUGGAAUGAUUACAGUUGCUGAGCUUGCAGGAUUUGUGAUCCCAGUGAUCAUCAUCGCAUGGUGUACCUGGAAAACCACUAUAUCCUUGAGACAGCCGCCAAUGGCUUUCCAAGGGAUCAAUGAGAGGCAGAAAGCACUGAGGAUGGUUUUCAUGUGUGCUGCAGUUUUCUUCAUAUGUUUCAGUCCCUAUCAUAUUAACUUUGUUUUUUAUACCAUGGUAAAGGAAACCAUCAUUAGCAGUUGUCCCAUUGUCCAAAGCACGCUGUAUUUCCACCCCUUUUGUCUGUGCCUUGCAAGUCUCUGCUGCCUUUUGGAUCCAAUUCUCUAUUACUUCAUGGCCUCAGAGUUUCGUGACCAAAUAUCCCGCCAUGGCAGCUCUGUGACCCGUUCCCGCCUCAUGAGCAGGGAGAGUGGGUCAUCAAUGAUUGGCUAAAAUAACUCUUCAAUUAUGACUUGAUUUACCUAUGUUCAUUGGCAUUUUCCAAAGGCCAGAAUUAUCAUCCAGACAAUUUCUUUUAUUGAAUCUUGGAAACAACAGAAAUAUGUGUUUUCUUUUGUGAUAGUCGUGGCCAUAGGGGUGUGAUAGUGAAGGCAGAGUGUGAAAAAUGUGGGACAUGAAUGGAAGAUGGGAUUUACCUGUUUCCUCUGUGAAAUUCAAGGCACUUUCUUAUUAAAGAGACCUAGAUCAAGUUUUUACAAAUGCUUCUAACCAAAUAAAAGUUGGAUACUGUAUCUUAAAAAUUUCUUCAGUAAAUAGUAUAAUACUGUUACUAAGAUACAAUAAAUACACGAAUCCUUUUUAACAUGUAAAAGUAAAUUUCUUUCAUAUGAAGACCUUUAUUUCUGAAUGAGAGUAAAAAUCUACAAUCCUUCUGACAGAAAAAUGCACAGGGAAGGGCACAUGAUGAAUUGCAUAAAUUUCAGGACCACACACUUGUUAUAGAUGAAAGGGCAUGGGAAUUCAUUCAUUUAUUGAAAAUUUAUUAGAUAUAUAUUGUGUUCUGGGUUGCCACUUUGUUAAGUACUUUCACAUAUAACAUCUCAUCUGGUUUUUCUAAUAAAACUGUGGAAGUUUCGAACACAAAUAAAUAAAUAGAACCUCAGAGAGUUUAAGCAACUUGCCUUGGGAUAAACAGUAGUAAGCCAAAAUUUGUCCAGUAUACAUACACCACAUAUGCUUAUUUUCUUGUUUGUGUUGUCACAUAUAUUAAGUCUAUACUAAACUUGCCUUCAAUGAUGAAGACACAGCCUAAAGCUAAGCUACAUGAGACCAAGGCCAUUUCAAUGUGAUUAGCCUGUAAUUAUCUGAAAAAAAUAUGUGGGUUGUGGGUUUGACACCUCAGGCUUCAGGAUGCAAAGUGUCAAAUGAUAAAUAGAUACAUUGUCCUAAUAUUGUUUCAAUCUACAGAGUCUUGAUAAUAAGGGGCAUAGGAAAUUCAGAUAGCUCAUUAUUUCUCAUAAAAUAUAUUUUAAGCUUUAAUGCAGGUAAUAUAAACCCCAUAAAUAGAUGAAAGAAAGAAAGAUAUAAAAUUCAGUCAUGAAAAUUCUGUAAAGUUUAUAAGUUCUUUUGGAGUUCACCUAAUGUCUUUUUUUUCUUAAACAUCUCUACACAUAACUCUGAACAAAUUUGUGUUUCAUAGUCUUUUAAUAAGCUUUCUGUGAGCAGAAUUCAUGAAUUUCAUUAGAAACAGAAAAUAUUAUUAAAUCAUGAAGGAAUGAGAGAAAAGUGGGUGUCCUCCUUCUGGCAAUCUCCUUAUCUUAAUUUUCCAAAGGUUAUGGGUGUUGUUUUAGAACCAUCAGGGAGAAUUUUAAUACAAAUGAUCCUUCAGCUUCUCAUGUUGAUAUUUAUGAAGCUCAACUCAUCACUUUCAUAUUUUAUGUGUGCAGUUUAAAUAGUAUAGACUUUUGGUGUGCAGGAAGGAGAGGGAAAUGGUAGUUCUCAGAAUAUUUAUUUGAACAGACUGGCUCUGGAAGAAGAAGAAGGGGCAAUGGAAAAAGUAGUAAUUUUAAAAAAAGAACAAGAUUUCUGGAAAGGGAAGGAGUUCUGUAAUUAUCAAGUCAUGAAACUGGUUUUCUUAUACUUUAUUAACCUUGACCUGAAGGCACUGCCUAAAGAGGGUUUCCAGUGCUUGAAGUUAAUGGUAUAAUUAUCAGAAUGACUCAAAGAGAUGACAUUGAAAGAAGCCCAUUGGGAUCUACACAUCCUGCAAUAUUUGUGGAGAAAUGGAACCUCAGUUCUCAAGAGUCACACUUCAUAUUCCUUCCUUCCUUUCAAGUUGUUGACAUGAAGUGGUACUUCAAGCAUAGGAUUUGUGGAAUCAUGGGCAAAUUAAAUUAUGUACCUUUCAUUUUUACCACUAUUUAAGUGGAAUCUUUGAGCUUUCUCAACAUGUGAAUCCCUAAUGUAG
Microcebus murinus (gray mouse lemur) is the source of this 3595-nucleotide messenger RNA. The record is from RefSeq and is a predicted model, not a curated record. Lineage: Eukaryota; Metazoa; Chordata; Mammalia; Primates; Cheirogaleidae.